Messenger RNA from Candida albicans SC5314, 963 nucleotides. It is a transcript of the gene RAS2, whose product is annotated as Ras2p. NCBI's taxonomy places the organism in Eukaryota, Fungi, Ascomycota, Pichiomycetes, Serinales, Debaryomycetaceae. Gene Ontology annotation, cellular component: plasma membrane. Bases 1 to 963 code for a protein of 320 amino acids. Gene Ontology annotation, molecular function: GTPase activity; GTP binding; GDP binding. Gene Ontology annotation, biological process: signal transduction. The transcript has a single exon. The record is from RefSeq and is a predicted model, not a curated record.
AUGUCAUUACUACUAGAUAGCUUACAUGCAUUAACAAAGAACUACGACAUGUGUGUCAUUGGCUCCAGUAAUGUCGGUAAAUCAACCUUAGUCCUUCAUUAUGUGUAUCAUCAUUUCGACGAAAGUUUGUAUGACUUGGAUGCAGUGUACACUAAAAGAAUAAUCACACCAGACACAAAUGGAAAAUUCCGUGAGAUAACUAUAUUUGAAAGUGAUUUCCACAUAGAUAUGUACACUCUAACUCGAGAACGACACGUUUUAAACGCUAAUACCAUUGUCUUGGUGUAUGCCAUCGAUGAUUAUCAAUCAUUCACUGCAUUAGAAGACUAUUAUGAAAGAAUAAACCAGUUGAGACCCCUGAUUCCAAUAUCAGUGAUUGCAUCAAAAUUAGAUUUGGAUACAAAUAGAGAAGUUUCCUAUUAUGAAGGAGCAGAAUUUGCUAAACGAAUCGGUGCCGUUUCAUUCAAUGAAUGUACUCGUGCAAACGUAAUGGGAGUUAAUCAAGCAUUUGAGAGCAUUGCCAACGUGGCUGUGAAAAUACAAUUAGACAAAGAUAAUACAGUUCCAACAGUUGAUAAUGAAAUACAACAGAAAGAAAAUGAUCAAGAUUCGAAUAUCACUACUACUCCUACUUCCACCACCACCCAAUCGCAAACUUCAAACUACCUGCCACAGCGGUCACUACAAGAACUGAUACCCGUCAACAAUUUUACACAAUAUGAUAAUAACCCACAUCAAGUCAAUCUGAAUAAAAACCAAUUUGAUGCCGAACAAAACACUCCAUUAUCAACACUAACUCGUGAAUCAACAAUGUUGACCAGCGAUUUGAAUGGUUCUACACCCAUAGCACAAACACCAUCUACUUCAUCUCGUCAAAGAAAAACUCGAUUAAAACAGUCAUCUGGCCCACUGGCAAAAUCCAGUCAAAUACAUGCUGAAAAUAAAUGUUGCAUAAUAACAUAG